Molecule: messenger RNA, 1430 nt
Organism: Saccostrea cuccullata (small rock oyster)
Lineage: Eukaryota; Metazoa; Mollusca; Bivalvia; Ostreida; Ostreidae
Product: dnaJ homolog subfamily C member 4-like
Exons: 6
Coding region: 139-933 (264 amino acids)
Source: RefSeq, a predicted model, not a curated record
GGAGAGACAGUGAUAAACUUGUAAACAUUACUGUUUCAAGGUGAUUGAAUGUACAUAAACCGUAUUAUAAGUCGUUUGGUGGAUGCAUAAUGGACUAAGGUUAUAAAUUGUUGAUAUGUAUAAUGCUGGACCAAAGUGAUGUUUGCUGAGUCUACAUGUUCAUUACCAUACAAGAUAUUUCACAGAGUUUCUCCUAGCCAGCUUUGCUUUCUGAGGAAAUGUUCAUCACUGGAAUCACAAAAUCAUUACCAGAUUCUGGGGAUAGAUCAAAUGGCGGAUAACAAAGAAAUAAGGAAAGCUUACAUUGCAAAAUGUAAAAAGUUUCAUCCAGAUGCCAAUCCGGGUGACUCCCAGGCCCAGCAGAAGUUCAUCCGUUUACGGGAAGCCUACAGUGUACUGAGUAACCCCGCGGAAAGGGUCAGCUACGAUGUCCGCUUCUACACCCGAACAAAUCACAGGACUUCUACCAAUCGAAGACAUCAUCACACAGAGCACCAGGCAAGGCAUAGACCUGAGGACAUCUACAGACAAUGGACAAACCAUGCCAGACAACAGGAGGAAACGUACGGACAGUGGGCCGAACACCAGAGAAAGUAUGGGGAGUGGAUCAAACAGAAUCAGUGGGAUGGACAGCAGAGAAAGUAUGGGGAGUGGAUCAAAGAGGAUAAAGGUAGACAGAAUUCAAACCAAGAACGCGGAGAAUAUUAUAAUGAAGCCUACUAUCAUCAGAAGUAUUACGACAUGCAGGGGCCCUUUGGCUGUCUUGUGGAUUCUUUCUUUGGGAAUAAAGACUCAAAGCAGGCAUCAUUUCAUGAGAUUUUCCUGUUGUUUACGUUGAUUAAUAUUUUCACCAUCUUGGGAUGUGCUUCUGGGAUAUACCUGAUUAAGGAUAUCACAGAAAGUGCCAGAAAAUGGCAGCAAGUGAAGAAAUAAUAACUCCUAAUAGCUGUGGUGUGACUGUGAGGUACAAAUAUUUGAUUCAUUUGAUGUAAGGUCUCAAAAGAUUUUUUAAGGAGUCAAGAGAACAAGUCCAAUACAAUUUUGACGAUGAAGUCAAAUAAUUUAUAAUCUGUCUAACACUAGUUAAGUUUUGUGUCCAUUUAGUGUGCAGCAACAGGGCAACUUUUUUCAUGAAUCCUAUUGUUAAGUAAUUACUGUUGAAUGUUUAUGGAUUUUUUGGGGGGUCCCUGCUACCCACAAAUUUACAUCCCCAUAAAAGUUCAUUAAGUAAGCAUGAUGAUUCAUUGAAUCUAUUGUAUAAAAGAGUAACCCACAAAAAUAUGUCCCCAAUGACAAGUAAAAUUUUGAUUGAACAUUUGACCCCCGCAAAUUAAAACAAUUCCAAAGUACAUAACCAGUGAAUAAAACUCCUAAUCCAGUGAUGAUAAUUAAUUUUUUUUAUAAAUUCUCCUAUGAAAUAGCACUUUAGU